This is a messenger RNA of Chaetomium globosum CBS 148.51, 372 nucleotides long. RefSeq lists its product as uncharacterized. The transcript has 2 exons. Lineage: Eukaryota; Fungi; Ascomycota; Sordariomycetes; Sordariales; Chaetomiaceae. The record is from RefSeq and is a predicted model, not a curated record. The coding region runs from base 1 to 372 and encodes 123 amino acids.
AUGGCCGAAUCCGCGCAGACUGAAGCUGCUGACGAAGAAGCGGGAAUGCGCGACGGAGGCAUGCAAAAGCAGGAGCGAAGCAGCGAGCCACAGGGCCCUGACGCCAAGUGCGGGUUAGCGGCUUUUCUCCGGCGAUCCGAUUGGCCAGGUGUCAAAGCAUUAAAUGGUCCGUGCACCUCCACCGCCAAGACCAACUGCGAGAUGCCAAUUCGAGGAAGCAAAAUGCAGAUGACGCCAGACUUCGAGAUGCUAUCGAGAGAAGUCGAACAAGAGGGACCGUGCCCGCUGCGCGCGGGCCCGCCAAAGGAAGCCUGGAGGAACGCGCCGGCGCAAUUAGCCCACGACCGCAUCACAAUGCCGUCGUGCGAUUAG